Messenger RNA from Orbilia oligospora ATCC 24927, 693 nucleotides. RefSeq lists its product as uncharacterized. The coding region runs from base 1 to 693 and encodes 230 amino acids. The transcript has 2 exons. NCBI's taxonomy places the organism in Eukaryota, Fungi, Ascomycota, Orbiliomycetes, Orbiliales, Orbiliaceae. The record is from RefSeq and is a predicted model, not a curated record.
AUGGAUCCCGAAAAGGACCCAGGUUACGCUCUCUGCAGUUCUUCCGGGGAUAUUAUGAAUAAGAUGCUCCCCCGCUUCAAUGCCGCCACAAGACAUACAUCCUGUCCAAAUUCUCUUGACUGUUAUAAUGGCCACUACUACCUAAUAACAACAGACCACCUCUCUGGUGCCCGUUUCCCGGAUGACAAGGACUACCACCACCUCCACCAAACCUACAUAACCACCCAAAUCCGCCGUAAAGCUAUCUGGCUAGUCUUCACAAUCGUAUCCUUCUACGCUCUUUACAGUAUUCACUUCACUUCAAUUUCAGAAUCACCCUGUCGUCCCUCUCUGCACGAUUUCACAGAAUCCCCCACGUAUAACGAUAGAGAUCCGCUUCUAAUCUUAGAACUAAGAUGGCAGGAUUUCUGCUGGUGUAUGGCUAUGAUUGGGAGUAUUUUGUCAUCAACCGCGAUAUUGUGGAGGGCUGAUGCGGUAUUUGAGGAUGCAGUGGAGAUGAGGCAGAGAAGAAAGAUACACGGAUUACCUGUUUGGCCACCGGAGAUUAAUGAUAAGAAGUUGAAACUGAAGAUUGAGAGCUGGAGGGUGAAUUUUGGAUGUUUCUUGUUGACUAUAGGGAUUACGCUGGUUUGGUGUUGGAGUGUUUGGAAGAAAGUGGAGGCAGAGAGGGGAUGUAGGAUUUUGUUAAACUAG